This is a messenger RNA of Puntigrus tetrazona (Sumatra barb), 1969 nucleotides long. RefSeq lists its product as uncharacterized. NCBI's taxonomy places the organism in Eukaryota, Metazoa, Chordata, Actinopteri, Cypriniformes, Cyprinidae. The coding region runs from base 230 to 1777 and encodes 515 amino acids. The transcript has 6 exons. The record is from RefSeq and is a predicted model, not a curated record.
GCCUGCAGCGCCCCCUUGUGGCUACUCCAGUUUCCGGUCGAUGACAAGUCGCGCGAGGUUUGGCUCAAAAGUGGACGCGCGCGAGCAGCCCUGCUCCUGUGCCGAAGUAAACAGAAAACUGCGAUUUGGCUUCGGAUCGAUCUGCGUCGAGCACGGUUUUAAAACGAUGGACGUGCUGGAUGUGUUAUUUCAGCAAACAGAUUAUCGACAUUUCGAGAGAGAGUAAGAAAUGGAAAAUUACCACUACCUCACUAACUUUCCUUCAAGACAGGAGUCGGGAUACAACAGUGAGGUGAACAUCUUGGUUCUCAAGGAGGUAACUACCCAAACCGUCUCUAUGAAACUGCGGCGCAGCACAGACCUGAGAGGCCGGCGGCUUCGACGGAGAGAACGUGAGAAGGACUCUGGGAUCGUCUCUGUGGUGCUGAGUGACACUGACUGUAGUCAGUCAGACGGUGUGGAAGAAAUGAAAGAUCCUGGGCCUGUUGCUCGUGAUGUGAAGCGGCCAGUGAGGAAGAGAGGAGCCGUGAAAAAAGUAGAUGAGAGGAUGCUUUCCGUCGCGGAACCGGAACGUGGGACAAUUCGGAAGAGAAAAGAAGAUGAGAGGACGCUUUCCGUCGAGGAACCAGAAGAUGGAAGGAUUCAGAAGAUCUGCCUGGCACCCGGUGCUAUGGCUGAGGACACUUUAGAGAAACUCAGGUUUAGGGCUGAUACCUCUGAGGCCAAGCUCGAGUCUCAGGGAGAGCUUGAGUCUUCUUUGGAUGAGUCCGGCACUGAUUUCACCGUGGAGUCAGGUCCCAGCUCCCCCUGUCGUCCUGUCCAUACUGUAAGAUGUAGAGAAUGCGAGAGGCUUUUUGCCAAGAUGAGAAAAGAGCCGAGCCUGAAAAAGAAAAGCAGAGAUGCGGAUCCGGCAUCUUUAUCCUGUGAUGUGUGGGUUCUGCUUAAGAAGUGGCAUCCUCAGAGACGGCGCCAUCGAGAGAAGGGGUCAUUGUGGGCAAGCCUGAGUCGGGUCAGGAAGCUGUUAGCAGGAGCCUCCAAUUCUGCAUUCAUCAACAAAACUGAAGCAAGCUGCUCCAGACCUCAUGUGUUUCAGCAGAGGACUUUACGUCGCUGCAAGCAUCUUCUCUCCAUUCAGACCAGCCUGUCCAUUACCAAAGCAAAGCCACGGCAUCGAAAGAGGUCGCGGUCUGUGGUCUGGCCACCUGUUGCUGGCUGGAAUUCUUUAAUGAAAAGGAGAGCUUCCUUGAACAACACCUCAUCUCAGCAGCUUUCUCCUCUCAACCUCAGCGUCAGUGUGAGGCAGGAGGACAAACCGCUUGUGGAUGAUUCAAGAUUAAAUGCAGAUUUGAAGCGGAGCCCCGGGGCCUCCAGCGAACGGAGGACGACUAAUGUCCGGGGCAAACUGAGCAAGCAGGAAGUGCUCGACGGCCUAGACGGAACACGGCGGGUGCUGAAGUUCGAAGACGUGCCUGAAACUGUUGCUGUGGAAACUGCCGAACGGAGGAAAAGCCCUCGGCUGAAGCACAGGCGCCGAGAGGUUCGUGAAGCUCACGACGGUUUCCAGGACGAGCAGCAGGAAGGGAUUCCCGAGGAUUCGGACGGGUUCAGGACGCCCACAGAUCUGUUCAGCGUGAAGCCCAAGAUUAAACGAAGUAACCAGAAGAAAAUCUCUGCCUCUGGUGUUACAAAACCUGCCGUGCAGAAGCCCAGCUUCACGACCAUGCUAGCCGCUCUGGUGAAGAAUCAGAACCGGAUUAUUAAAGAGUCCUGCAAAUGAAUUUUUGUAAUUGGAUUUGUUAGCCGUUUCGCAUAAUUAGAGACGUGCGUUGAUGUCGAGAUUUGUUCAUUCUGUUACUGUUUAAAUGAAUAGAUCUGCUUUCUGAAAAAAAGGUCUGAUUAUAUUCAUCGUAUUGUUCAUGUGUUCUAACAUUUGCAUUUGCGUGAGUAAAUAAAUCUUGGGUUAACUUCU